AUGAUUACCGACGAAUCGAACGAUUCUCACGAAAACAAACGAGUAAAAAUCACAACGGCAUGCGAUACUUGCCGUCGGCGAAAAGUUAAAUGCGACGGUGCUACUCCAUGUACCAAUUGCGGACGAGGAGGAUAUCAAUGUAAUUUUUCUGACGCUUCAACCAAACGACCUAGAGGCCCACCUAAAGGAUUCGUUGCACUCAUAGAAGAUAGACUACAUACUAUAGAAUCUUUGUUGGUCAAUCUUACUAAAGAUAAGACACCAAACACACCACCAGCCGAUGUAAAUUCUCAACCAAUUAAUUUUACUAUUCCUGGGGAUCAGAGUAGCGAUGACGAAGAUGAUUUGGAAAAGAAUUCAUCAAGUUCUAUCACCAAUAAUUAUCAGGAUAACACUUUGUAUUUGCAACCUGCUUCACAAUCAGAACCAGAGCUACCAAGUUCUUUACCACAAAUUAAUCCUCCACCACAAGAUGUUGUGAAUCAACUUCUGGACAAAUUUUUCACACAUUUUCAUCCGUUCUUCCCAAUAAUAAAUCGAACACAACUAUACCGGCAGUUGCAAAGUACUGAUGAUCAGCCAUCACCAUUACUCAUGUAUGCCAUUUAUGCUGUUGGUGCUUUAUAUCCACCAAUAUUACAGGAUUCUUAUAGUCCAAUGACAUUCUACGAACAUGCAAAAAGUUUGUUGGAUCAUUUCCUCGAUGCUCCAAGACUAUCCACAGUGCAAGCUUUGAUCUUAUUAUGCAUGGUCGAUCAAGGAAAAACUUCGUCUUAUCGAUCACAAUCUUAUUCUUUCAUGGCUAUUCGCAUGGCUCAAAGCAUGAGACUUAAUCGAAAAAAUAGUGCUAUCUACCAACAGAGCAGGAAUAAACAUACUAAGAAAUUAGUUUGGUGGUCUUGCUUUAUCCUCGAUCGAUUACACAGUCUAUCAACAGGGGAUCCCUUAACAAUUAAUGAAGAAACUUGUGACAUUGAACUUCCAUUGGCAGACGAAGUAGAUGAUCAAUCAGGCGAAUUACAACAAACUCCUCAUAACACAUCACAUGCACAAACUGUGAUGAUGUUUGUGCAUUUUAUUCGAUUGACGCAGUUAAUGGGACAGAUAAUCAAUUAUCUUCAGACGAUAGCAUGCACGGAUAUUUCAACAUCUUUGGCUCACCAUAAUAUGAUCUCUUAUUAUGAAGCAGCGCUUUUGAGCUGGAUUCGUGACUUACCUCCGUACCUGCAAUUCCCACCCGCAGGCCACGGUAUCCCGCCUGCUGGUCAAAUUGCAGCUCUUCAUAUGCAUUAUCAUACGCUGAAGAUUAUGUUGCAUUAUCCUUACAUUGCUUCGCGGUCGACUAGUCCACAAGUGUCGAAAACUUACCUCAAAUCUUUGAAUGCAUGCGUCAAUGCAGCUAACAUGAUUUCACAUAUUAGUGCUGUGUCAUUAAAUAAUGUGUAUGUGUGCAUAACAUAUCCAACCAUGUUUCAUUGCUUGGCGCAAGCGGCGAACGUUCAUAUUAUCAAUAUUAAUUCUGCAAAUAAAGGUUUAGCUUCUCACGCGUAUGCUAACAUCUAUAAGACAAUCAAUGUUGGUCAAUUCUAUGCCGAGCAUGGAGUAAUGUCAGAGUUAGCUAAUCGAACGAUCAAAACAUUAGAGGGUGUUUUAAUAGCACAUCGAGAUCCAUAUAUUGAAACAGUUAUCCCUUCAACCGCAACCACUGUGUCUUCAAAUAUACCCCACAUCAGAGUAUCCUCAACAUCGUCCAGUACAAUGUUUGCACCACUACCUCUAGCAUCUGAUCAUUCUCUUUCGACGCUUACAACUCCCGUUAUCUCGUUUGGUCCAUACUCUUCUCCUGCGUCAACACAUUUGAGCAGUCCGACGAUAGGUUCCAGUUCUCAAUCUCCUAGCAUUCAACAUACUCCCACGAUCACUUAUAUUCAACAAUCUCCUUCACAUAUACAAAAAGCGACUCAGGCCUUCCUUCCAGAUACAGUUCCUCCCUUCGGAUCGGAUGAAUAUUUCGACCCAACUGUUUCCUCGACCAACAUGAUAGCAGCAGUAUCUGAUUUAGGCCAAGAACAUAAUUCAUGUUGGAAUAUGAACAUGAAUUUCUCUGGAUCUCAAUCCAAUCUUGUGCAUAAUAGUUAUGAAUUGGCAAGUUCAGCGUCAUCAUCGAGUUGCUAUUCAUCGCCGUAA
Ambispora leptoticha is the source of this 2187-nucleotide messenger RNA. The record is from the annotation of a GenBank genome assembly. Lineage: Eukaryota; Fungi; Glomeromycota; Glomeromycetes; Archaeosporales; Ambisporaceae.